GGAUAAGGAUAAGGAAACUUUUUUCCGCUGCACGUGUUUUCCUUUCGGGAAAUUCAUCAAAGUGACCAAGAUAUUGAGAAAGUUGCAAACUGCGCUCAUUCUACGCUAGAUGGUCAGUUAUUUCAUCCUCUUUUCUCAACUGAAGUUCUUUGGAAAGACUCUAAGUACUCCUGGAUCCCUCCAAUUUUCAAAUCUUUCAUCCAUAUUUUGAAUCAAGGGCAACCAUGAAACUUGGCGAUAUCUUUCCAAACUUCGAGGCCGAAACCACCGAUGGUCCUAUCACAUUUCACGAGUGGCUGGGUGAUUCAUGGGGCAUUCUUUUUUCACACCCGGCAGACUUUACUCCUGUCUGCACAACUGAGCUGGCUAGAGCCGCCACCUUGCAUCCAGAAUUUGCCAAAAGAAAGGUCAAGCUAAUCGCGUUAUCGUGUGAUGCUGUAUCCACUCACAAGUCAUGGAUAAAGGACAUCAAGGCUUAUGGUAACCUACCACAUGAAGGAAACUUUCCGUUCCCGAUCAUUGACGACGUCUCUCGCAAAUUGGCAGUGGAUCUUAACAUGCUGGACCCUGAUGAGAAGAGCAAAGAUGGCCUACCGUUGACCUGCAGAGCUGUUUUUGUCAUUGAUCCUCGAAAGAAAUUGAGAGCUAGUAUACUAUAUCCUGCAUCCUCCGGUCGAAACUUUGACGAGAUUCUGAGGCUAGUUGACUCCUUGCAAUUAACGGACCGCCAUCAGGUAGCGACUCCAGCUGAUUGGAAGAAUGGAUUCAAGUGUGUUAUUCAACCAACAGUCAGUGAUGAAGAUGCAAAAAAUGUCUAUAAUUAUGAUUUUGACACCUACCCCUUACCAUCCAACAAAGGAUAUCUGAGAAUGGUGAGACAACCUGAAUAGGUAGGCAGGAGUUAAAAUAAAAAUAUUCACUUAAUUUUUUUCUUUCUUGUUAUUUGCAAUGCAGUCAUGUGUAAGGUCACCGCUACAGUACAGAAAUCAUAUGAUUUCUUAGGACUUUUGAACCAACUUAUAAAUUAAAAUAAAACAACGAAUUUGAAUUUUCAUGGAAGGAAAAUGUUUAAAUCAUGUCAAAAGUUAUCGAUUUAAAUCCUUGAAUUUUCCUUAAAGCGUAUUUUCGUUGUUGAUUGGCUGAAUAUGAGCGCUGAAUGGUGGCUAGCAUAAUCGUGCGGGGAAAGAUUUGAGGUUAGGUUUUUGAAAUUGAUGCUUGUUGGAUGCCAUCUUCUGCAUCGGGUCAUUUCUCAAUCCUACGUGUUUUAGAAUUUACUUUUAGCUCCAAUGUUUGCCAGAACUCCAUCUUCUAUCCGUUUGGUGAGUCCUGAUUUGGUCCUGAAAAAUUAUGAUCGCAUCAAAGAAAGAUACAAAAUCUUAUGAUCUACCCAUUUCGGCUUGACCGAUCCACAACAAAAAUACGCUUUUAAUGAUCUAUGCCAUUUUUGUAAAACUGAGUACCUAGUUGGAACAAUUUUGCUUUUAAAUGAUAAUGAUAAUUCAGAUUUAAAUUACAUAUUGAUAUUUUAUUUUUGCAACACUUACGACCUUGAUGUUGAAGUAAGUUUUCGUAUCCUAAAUCCUUUAUUUUCUUACUCUAGCUUACUUUUCAAUUCUUUUUUCUACCAUAAAAAUUUUAAAAAGUAGGGUAUGACAGGAACUUUAGAGAACGAUUCUUUAGACCGAAAUAAAACUAUUUUGUUCUAUGACCAAUUUGUGAUUGAGCCAUUUUAAGGAGGACUAUAUUUUUAGAGGAACUUUUUUGAAAAAACUUGAAGGUGUCAUAUCACUUACUUAAAAUGAUUUCAAAGAAAAAAUUUUAAGGGACAAAAAACAAGCCCUCUUUACAUCUGAAGAAUCGCUCUUUCAAGUCUCUUUCACUCGACUCAGGCACUCAGCAUAGAGUAGUAACAUGUCAUGUACUCCGUUUUUCAUGGUGCCAUUCACAUAACUUUAUUAUCAAUAAGCAUUUGUUAUUUUUUUUUUUCACUUUCCUAUAUCUAUUUUUUCUUUUUGCGUUUUGUAAAUUUAUGCAUUAUGUGCUGGAAUUUCUGUUAUAAAAUUUUACAGUACAAAAAUUUGAUGUUGUGGUGUAAUUUUAAGUUAUUGGAGGCAUUUAUUUUCGUGCAUUUACUUGUUAAUAUUUUUCAAUUCUACUUCUGAAACUCAAUAAAAUGUUUUUUAAAGUUUA
Bemisia tabaci is the source of this 2190-nucleotide messenger RNA. It is a transcript of the gene Prx6a, whose product is annotated as Peroxiredoxin 6a. Gene Ontology annotation, cellular component: cytosol; mitochondrion. Gene Ontology annotation, molecular function: peroxiredoxin activity. The record is from RefSeq and is a predicted model, not a curated record. Gene Ontology annotation, biological process: cell redox homeostasis; cellular oxidant detoxification. NCBI's taxonomy places the organism in Eukaryota, Metazoa, Arthropoda, Insecta, Hemiptera, Aleyrodidae.